Messenger RNA from Papaver somniferum (opium poppy), 624 nucleotides. RefSeq lists its product as uncharacterized. The transcript has 2 exons. The coding region runs from base 1 to 624 and encodes 207 amino acids. NCBI's taxonomy places the organism in Eukaryota, Viridiplantae, Streptophyta, Magnoliopsida, Ranunculales, Papaveraceae. Gene Ontology annotation, molecular function: nucleic acid binding; RNA-DNA hybrid ribonuclease activity. The record is from RefSeq and is a predicted model, not a curated record.
AUGGUCAGGUGGCAGUUGUUGCUAGAAGAAUUUGACAUCACUUAUGUAACACAAAAGUCAAUAAAGGGAAUAACAAUAGCUGAUCACUUAGCAGCACAAUCUAUUCCAAAUUGUGAGACACUCAUAACAGAAUUUCCUGACGAGCAUAUUCUUGUUGCUGAUCAAGAUGAUGAAGGUGAAUUGUGGAGGAUGUAUUUUGAUGGAGCAAUGAACCCAGUUGGUAAAGGAGCGAGGGCAAUUUUGAUAUCUCCUGAUGAGCUUGAGAGCUUCCUUGGAGUUAUCAGUCAAGAAGUUGGAGGUAUAUGGAGAUUCGUUGCUGAUUGUCAAUCAAACACAGAAAGUCUGGAAGAUCAAGGAAGAAAAGCUAGUUCCAUCCAUGAAUUCCUCAUGAAGCUGGUGGAGAAAUUUGACUGCAUUACUUUUCAUCAUAUUUAUAGAGACAAUAAUCAGUUUUCAAAUGCAUUAGCUUCUUUAGCAUCACUAAUCCCGAUCCCAAGAGAUUCUACAGUCAAACCCAUCGAGGUGGCACGAAGAGAGAAACCAGAUUACUGUUAUGUUGUUGAGAUCGAAGCAGAAACACCUGAAGGAGAUCCAUGGUACGAUGAUAUCAAGUAUUAUUUAUAG